Trichophyton verrucosum HKI 0517 is the source of this 384-nucleotide messenger RNA. RefSeq lists its product as uncharacterized. The record is from RefSeq and is a predicted model, not a curated record. Lineage: Eukaryota; Fungi; Ascomycota; Eurotiomycetes; Onygenales; Arthrodermataceae. The coding region runs from base 1 to 384 and encodes 127 amino acids. The transcript has a single exon.
AUGAUUCCUAUACCAAUUCACAGAUUUCCUCAUGAUCCAGUGCUGGUCCAGUUAUUAGCACUAGCACAUCAGACUCCUCCUACUGAGGCCGUCGUCGAAGACGAUGCACUUGGCUGCAAGAAGACGUAUCCUGAGCUUCUUGCUGACAUCGUUGCAACCCGAGAACUCCUGCGAGCGCAAUUACCCCCCUCGGCAUUAGAUACCCAGGGACUUUUGUGCGAAGAGAGGCAAAGCGUCGCUCUCCUCGCGAAGAGCGGAUAUGAGUUUCUCGUUGCCUUCUUUACUAUACGAUCCUUGGGUGGUGUAUGUGCACCUCUAGGUAAAAAUUCACGUUCCAUACCAACACUCAGCGGAGAACGAAAUCAGGCUAACUGGCUGUUUUGA